This is a messenger RNA of Myotis davidii, 5672 nucleotides long. RefSeq names its product metal-regulatory transcription factor 1 (gene MTF1). The coding region runs from base 188 to 2449 and encodes 753 amino acids. Gene Ontology annotation, biological process: positive regulation of transcription by RNA polymerase II; central nervous system development. The record is from RefSeq and is a predicted model, not a curated record. Gene Ontology annotation, cellular component: nucleus. NCBI's taxonomy places the organism in Eukaryota, Metazoa, Chordata, Mammalia, Chiroptera, Vespertilionidae. The transcript is spliced from 11 exons. Gene Ontology annotation, molecular function: DNA-binding transcription activator activity, RNA polymerase II-specific; RNA polymerase II cis-regulatory region sequence-specific DNA binding.
GGAGAGGCGAAACCCGGCUCUCCUCCUUCCUCCGGGAAGCGGAAGCGGAAGUGACGUUCGGGGAAGGUGGGGGCAAUCAUGGUGCCGCUGGGGAGAGGAGAAGCUGUCGCUGCCGCCGUUGCCGGGAACCGCGGAGACAAGUCAUUACUUUUCCAUUUCUCACAAUUGGGCUGAGCACAAUUGAACCAUGGGGGAACACAGUCCAGAUAACAGCGUCAUCUACUUUGAGGCAGAGGAAGAUGAGCUGACCCCUGAUGACAGGAUGCUCAGGUUUGUGGAUAAAAACGGACUGGUGCCUUCCUCAUCUGGAACUGUAUACGAUAGGACAACUGUUCUUAUUGAGCAGGACCCUGGCACUUUGGAGGAUGAAGAUGAUGAUGGACAGUGUGGAGAACCCUUGCCUUUUCUAGUAGGGGGUGAAGAGGGCUUUCAUCUAAUAGAUCAUGAAGCAAUGUCCCAGGGUUAUGUGCAACACAUUAUCUCACCAGAUCAGAUUCAUUUAACAAUAAACCCUGGUUCCACGCCCAUGCCAAGAAAUAUCGAAGGUGCAACCCUCACUCUGCAGUCGGAAUGUCCAGAAACAAAACGUAAAGAAGUAAAGCGGUACCAGUGCACCUUCGAGGGCUGUCCCCGCACCUACAGCACAGCAGGCAACCUGCGCACCCACCAGAAGACUCACCGAGGAGAGUACACCUUUGUCUGUAACCAGGAGGGCUGCGGCAAGGCCUUCCUCACCUCCUACAGCCUCAGGAUCCACGUGCGAGUGCACACGAAGGAGAAGCCAUUUGAGUGUGACGUGCAGGGCUGUGAGAAGGCGUUCAACACGCUGUACAGGCUGAAAGCACAUCAGAGGCUUCACACAGGGAAAACGUUUAACUGUGAAUCUGAAGGCUGCAGCAAGUACUUCACCACACUCAGCGAUCUGAGGAAGCACAUUCGAACCCAUACAGGAGAAAAGCCAUUUCGGUGUGAUCAUGAUGGCUGUGGAAAAGCAUUUGCAGCAAGCCACCACCUUAAAACUCACGUCCGUACACAUACUGGUGAACGACCCUUUUUCUGCCCCAGUAACGGCUGUGAGAAAACAUUCAGCACUCAGUACAGUCUCAAAAGUCACAUGAAAGGUCACGAUAACAAAGGACACUUAUACAAUGCACUUCCAACUCACAACGGAUCAGAGGAUGCAAAUCACUCGCUUUGUCUGAGUGACUUGAGUCUUCUGUCCACAGAUUCUGAAUUUCGAGAAAAUUCCAAUACAACACAGGGCCAGGACCUCAGCACACUUUCACCAGCAACCAUCUUUAAGUCCAUGUUCCAGAAUUCAGAUGAUACGGCAAUUCAGGAAGAUCCUCAGCAGACAGCUGCCUUGAUUGAAAGUUUUAAUGGUGAUGCAGAGUCAGUCAAUGAUGUUCCGCCACCCACAGGAAAUUCAGCAUCUUUAUCUCUUCCACUUGUACUGCAGCCUGGCAUCUCCGAGCCACCUCAGCCUCUACUACCAGCCUCAGCACCGUCUGCUCCUCCGCCUGCUCCCUCCUUAGGACCUGGUUCCCAGCAAGCUGCAUUUGGCAACCCCCCUGCUCUCUUACAACCUCCAGAAGUGCCUGUCCCCCACAGCACACAGUUUGCUGCUAAUCAUCAAGAGUUUCUUCCGCACCCUCAGGCACCGCAGCCCGUCGUAACAGGACUUUCUGUUGUUGCUGGGGCUUCUGCGUCAGCAGCGGCAGUGACGUCAGCCGUGGCAGCAGCGCCCCAACCACAAAGUACUACUGAACCCCUGCCAGCCAUGGUCCAGACUCUACCCCUGGGUGCCAACUCUGUCCUAACUAAUAAUCCCACUAUAACCAUCACCCCGACGCCCAGCACGGCUAUCCUGCAGUCCAGCCUCGUCAUGGGAGAACAGAACUUACAGUGGAUAUUGAAUGGUGCCACCAGUUCACCACAAAACCAAGAACAAAUGCAGCAAGCAUCUAAAGUUGAGAAGGUGUUUUUUACUACUGCGGUACCAGUAGCCAGUAGCACAGGGAGCUCUGUACAGCAGAUUGGCCUCAGUGUUCCUGUGAUCAUCAUCAAGCAAGAAGAGGCGUGUCAGUGUCAGUGCGCAUGCCGGGACUCUGCUAAGGAGCGGGCGGCUGGCAGGAGAAAGGGCUGUUCCUCCCCACCCCCUCCAGAGCCAAGCCCCCAGCCUCCUGAGGGGCCCAGCCGGAAGCUACCACCACAGACUUUCUCCUCACCCUCUGUCCCCCUGUCAUCCUCCUCCGCCAUCCCCUCUUCCUGUGAGCAAAGCAGACAAGCAGGGACUCCUCCAGACCCUCAGACAGAAACGUUAAGUGCCAUGGAUGUGUCAGAGUUUCUGUCCCUCCCGAACCUGGACACGCCGUCCAACCUGAUUCCCAUUGAAGCACUACUGCAGGGGGAGGAGGAGCUGGGCCUGACCAGCAGCUUCUCCAAGUGAAAGGCCACCUGUGCUCCCCUCCGGGAAGAGAGGGCGAGCAGGAAGCACACACAGGUGUGAUGUCUACCAUCAUGGGAUUGGUAAUUUGAAGGAUGAAGAAAUCUAUUUGAAAUCCUCACAUUUCGGAUAUAUUUUCUUUAUUCAUAUCCCAGGAGCAUCCAUUUUAAGGAACUGAUCUUUGGGAGAAAAAAAAAACAACAAAACAAAAAAAAAAGCUAAGUUAUAAAUGAACUGUUUGGCUGCACUGUAUGUCACUUUUGCUUAUUGUCAUGUGAACUUGGAAAUUAAGGUUACCCGUAUGCAUAAAAAUUCCAAGUGAAAGGGUGUGUUUCCAUCGAUCUGAUGUUGCCCAUCACUUGCACUGGGGCCUUGUGGUCUGGACAGUGGAAUUCAGUGUGUCAGGUGUUGCUCCUCCCUGUGCGUCUUUUGAGCCUGAGGCUGAAGCUUGCUCCAAAGGGCAGACCCUCACUCCAUCAGAGAGGGAAGUGGCAAAGGCAGGUCAGACAGCUGUGAGCCGGACAGAAAUUGGGUGAGAUGGUUUUGCUGUUUGCACUUGUGUCAGCGGAGCUCGGAGUGACUGUGGCAGGUGUCUGCGUCCAGCUGCAGCACAGAAGGGCAGCUAGCAGCCUGGCCCGAAGCCGUAGGGAGGAUCUGGUUCUGCGGGCCCUGCGCGCGCGCUGUUUACUAUCUGCCAAUGGCGUGUGUGCAGAGCAGGCUCUAGCAACGUGAUCACAGUCUUUGCCUUCCUGGUUCUGUCUCUCAGUUGGUUGCCAGGGUUUGCAGAUCACAGCGAAUUUUUGGGGGGAACAUCCCUGUUUUGUCCUAGAGUGGACAUGUGGGUGUAUGGCCAGUUGCUGGUCGGUGCUCUGCCUUCCUUUACCGGUAUUUCUCUUCCUCGGAGCAGAAGAGCUGCAUUUUGCUUAUCAGAAGGUGUAUCGCUGAGGGAGGUUUCUUAAGGUGGCAUGUAAUUGGCAGGCCAGGUAUCCUGGUUCCAGGUUCUAGCCAGGCUUUUGGUUGCCCCUCCCGUCUCACCUCUCACCCCUCUGGAUUUUGCAUACAGCCUAGUACAGUGCACAGAAGGAUGUGACUUGCUCAGCUUAGUCACUUGAUUUCUAAACAAAAACAAAAAAUAAACAAAAAACACAAAACGAUGAUCUUCUACUCAGGGUAAAACCAACAAAAAAAUUCCCCUUCCACCAAAAAGCCUGAAAUGUUGCAAUAAGUUAUCGCAUUUGGAAUGUUUCAUUAAGUUGUAUUAUAGGAAAGAAGAAUUGUUUUUUGAUUUGUGUAUAGAAUUACAACCAUCUAUCUGCCUUUGGCUCCAAGUCAUGCCUCUAAACAUAAAACAUAAAAUACAGCCCACACUAAAAUGGAAAGUUUCUCUCAACUGGCUAUGUCAAUGUAGUCAUAAGCACUCACCAAGCUCACUGAGCUCAGAAGCUGGGCACAGCCCCGCGUCUAUAGACUAGGCCUCUUCCCUGCCUUGAGCAAACAGGGCUGCUCUUCUGGGUCAAUGUCGUCAGGCAGAAAGUAGCCAUAAUCUUGCCUUCCUUUUCCCACUCCCUAAUGUAAAAAGAGCUGCAUUUGCCACUCUCCUGUCUCUGAGCCGCACUCACGGCCGGCCAAGACAGUGUCCAGAGCAGAUCGUUUUGGGAGCCAGAAGCCGAGCCUUUAACCGGAUGUUCAGGGACAGACUUGGACAACAGGGCAGUGGUGGUGAACGUCGUCACUGCAAUAAGAGGUGGGCUUAGCCACAAGCAGCUGCUGGCUUCUCAUUCUAGGAGUCUAGACAGGAGAAUGGGUUUCCUUUAACCUUCUGCACUCUCCUCCCCAAGAGGCUGGUGGGUUCUGGAACCACUGACCUCAGCAGAAGUCGCCAAGUCAGGAGGAAUCUUCUAGUACCACAGUGAGUGGGUCCUGGAAAACCAGCUGCUGAGCAUGGCUUGUCCUUGGCUCUGUGGACCAGGCAGCAUAGGAAGCUUUGAGGUAGGACACGUGUGUUUUCUCUACCUCUUCUGCGAGCGACCAGCACAAUACGAUCCCAAAGGUAAUUGGCGUCGGAGGGCAGGAAUGACCUCUUCCCACAUCCCUGGAGUCACCUGGGACUCAGUUCCCUGGGAGCAGGUAGGAAACAGGAGCCCAGGAAAAGUCGCUAGAAGUGUCCAUGGUUUAAAUGUUGCUUCUUUCUGGUAGCCAGGCCUGUGCUAACUUGUUGAGCCUACCCAGGUCAGUGGCUUUUCUGCUCUCCAAAGAUUGGGGGUGAUGAAGAAGCAUCUUAAAAUAGUGUUUGGGUCGACAGAUUUUUCUAGUUGCGGUAACUGCCUUUUGAGGAUGAUUCGAGAUUACAAGGGCAACUAUCGAACCCAAUCAGCUUUUGAAAAAUCAUGAGCAUGCUUAAAAUGUCAGUGAGUGGUUGCUAGAAGAGCAGGUUGAUUCCACAGGAUAGGCAGUCUUUCCUUCCUCCUCCAGCGCUCUCCCUCCCCCCCCUCCUCUGUAAACCUUGGAGAAGAGUGGGUCGCUGGCUAAAGUGGAUCCAGACAGAGCCUUCAUGGAGAGAGUGGUUUCCCAAACCUGGAGUGAACCGAGGGAAAGGUUAGAGAAGGUCUGCAGGCUUCUACCAGGUGAAAUCAAGCCUUUUUCUUCCCAUGGUAACCUUAACCAUUUCCACCCUGUAGAUUUAUACUUCCAGUUCCUGCUAGCAUCUCUAGUUAUACUGCUUGGAUACAGGGUGCUAGUCAGCAUCAGGAAUUAUAGUACAUGGGCUCAGGAGGUGGGAGGAAACUUUGGCUGGCACCACCAAACUGCCUUAGUGAAUCUGGCCCUUCCCAGGCAUUGAGGGAAAGUGGCCCUGCCUUGCCUGUCGGGUCUGGUCAGCCUCCUGGGGACAUCACCAGUUUGGUGGCAGGAGUUAGUGUCAUUUAUUGAAUCCCCUGCCCCCCUAUCCUUUUAGAAGGAGAUCUUGGUACAAAGCCUGGGAGGGGCCUUCAUGUGUGAAGACCUCUCUGGGUAGAAGCAAGGGACUUCUGUUUACCACCUCUGGGAGAGUCAGUAGCUUGGAGAGUGUCAAGGCAGUGGACUGAUGGGGCUAAUGGAGGGUGGGUGGGUUUCCUGAGAGACUUUGUAUAAUGCUGAAUGUGUCCAGAGGGACGAGUUUGCAGAACCUCAUAUUGGUAUAUUAAAGAAAUAAUAAAAUAAAAAGCACUUUAGGUUAUUUUAUCUUUAA